GAUUCCCUCCGGCCGAGCGGCGGGGGGCGGGGGGCGGGCUGGCGGGGGUCCCCGAGAGAGAGCCCCUUUCCCUCCGGAGCUCCAGGCGGGCGGGGCGAGGGAAGGCCGGGCGCCGCCAAACUCAGAGACGGGUCACGUUCAGCUUCAUGAGACGCCCCUGAGUUGUCACAUGAUGUGAGAGAGAAAAUCCUUUCUCCGUCGUUUUCUUCGCUCCCUCCUCGCUUCUGCCCCGUCUGUUCUCCCUCAUUUCUAAACCGAAAAGUCCCAGCAUGUUUUGAGCCCGCAUCGCAGGAGAUGCGCUUCAGCCCCUCGAUCCUUUCAGCUUCCCUUUCCGCACUUUUAAAGCCCGCUCUUCCCCCGCGGCUUCCCCGCCCCGCCCCCCUCGCCCCUUGAGAGUCCUGGAAGGGGGUCUGCCGCUGGUUUUUAACCCCAGUCCAACUAGUUCAUGUUGUAAGACCUGGUUCCCUCAUACCGGCAGGGCUGUAAUUUACAAGGAUGCAACUAUGGACAUAGGUUCUGGAAGCGGGUUGUCAUGGUUGGCAAACAAGUUAUUCAUUUUUUGAUGGAGCCGAUGCUGAACUUCUCAACAAUUAAUUCUGUUCAUCUAGUGAUCUCUCAUGGGUGGAAGGUUGCAUCUUGUUAUUCUGUGGAUUCUAUGGUUUUAAACAGUCAUUCAGCCAUUUCUGAAAAACUGACUCACAAAAUACAUGCUGACCCCUCCGACUUGCUUCUGCUUGGGGGCAGUUACUGAUUUAUAUGACCAAACAAUCUCAUUUUUGGCACAUUCCCACUAAAUUUGAGUCCGACAACUUUCCUGAUUAUUUGAUAUGUUUGGUAUAAAUAUGAAUUUUGUAUUCCAUUAUAGAAUAUAUUUUACAUCACUCAAACUUUUAUAUGCUUUCUAUGAUUGUAAUUCUUCCUGCUCAUGUGACUUCUUUGAUUAUUACUUUUAGCUUGCUGAAUAAAAAGAAAACAGCAGCUGAGUACUCUGCUGUAGUUUCCUGGUACUCCCUUUCAGUACAGUGGUACCUCGCAAGAUGAAUGCCUCUCAAGACGAAAAACUCGCAAGACGAAAGAGUUUUUGGUUUUUUGAGUUGCUUCGCGAGAUGAAUUUCCCUAUGGGCUUGCUUCGCAAGACGGAAACUUCUUGCAAGUUAGUUUCCUUUUUCUUAAAACCGUUACAGUAAUACAGGGUGCAUUGCUUGAAGAGGUGCAGUUGCGACUUGACUUCGGGGAGCAACUCAUAGCACGUGGUGUGGUAGCCUUUUUUGAGGUUUUUGAAGAUUUUUUUGAAAAAAUUGAAACCGUGCUUCGCAAGACGAAAAAACUCACAGAACGAAUUAAUUUCGUCUUGCGAGGCACCACUGUCCUUUUUUUUUUUAAAUAUUUUAUUAAGGAUUUUCUUGUUUUACAGAAGUGUAGUGCCUCGUAUUUUUUUUUCCAUGUAACAUUUUUACAAAUCCGUUUCAUUUGUUGAGGCAUUAGGGGGAGAAGAAAAAGAAAGAAAGAAAAAGAAAGGGGGGUGGAGAGAGGGAAGAUGGAUGGGGGUGGGGUCGGGUGGCGGUGUUUCUAUUAUGUUUAAUGUAUGUAGAGUUUGGUGUCAGCGUUGCUUGUGUUGGUAGAGGGUGGAUGAAACCCUUAUUCUUCCUGCAGUAAUGUCACCUCCUCUAACCAGUACUUGGCAUAUCAGGAAACUUUAUCUGAAAGUCUGAAGACUUGUUAAUCCAGAAGAGGUGCCUGAGGAAUUAAGGGGGGGGUGUUUUCCCCACUAAUUAUUUGGGGAAAUGAAAAGUAUGCACAUUAGAGCUGUGGGAGUAAAUGGGAAAACCAGGAUUAAGUAUGACCUUUGUAAAUGGAAUUACUGAGUAGUAAUCAGUUGCACAGGGUGAUGUAUACCCUGGGGCUUGACCCUGAUGUUGUAAGCAGAGGCUAUGAUGUGGAAACAUAGGGAAUCUGGUGGUUUGUGUUUUUGGAAAUAAUACCUGAGACUCCCAAGGAGGAAAAAGUAAUUGCCAAGCAGAUAAGUGAGGCAUUCAGAGAGUGCUUAAGGCACAAAGAAGUGACCCUCCAAAGGCAAGGAAGGUAUUUACUGUGGACUUCCUUGUUUUUGCAUUUGACAAUUCUGGUUUCAAAACUUUGAAGCCUCACGCAUGUCAGGCACUCCAAUGCUCAUACACUUACAAAACAAUUCCUCUACCUUUCAUUCAUUUGUUCACACACCCCCCCCCCCCUGGUUUUCCCUGACAGGGACUCAAGUAGUGAUGUUAAAUUCUCGAGAAUAAUUUUGAUUAAUGAGAAUAUUAUCGAAUCUUCAUUUAAAAUAUAAUUCACCAUUCUAAGGUGAUGGCACCAGUAAUUGUCAUGUUAAGGUUUGUUAUAAGGAAACUCAGUAGUUAAAUCAUAUUUUAUUCUUCAAUUAGAACAUGUACAUAUAUGAUAAUAUAUUUCAAUAUGUCAAUCUCUGGUAAAUAGCACCUUGUACCAUUGAAUGGCACUGCAAAAACCAGUUACUGGCACUAAAUAAAAAUCUAGAAACAUCAACUGUUUAUAUCAAGGCCACCUCACAUGUUGUUACACAUAAUUGUAUAGGCCUAGGUACUUUAAGUGUACAGUGGUACCUCUGGUUAUGAACUUAAUUCGUUCCGGAGGUCCGUUCUUAACCUGAAACCGUUCUUAACCUGAGGUACCAUUUUAGCUAAUGGGGUCUCCUGCUACCGCCGCUCCACCAGCACGCAAUUUCUGUUCUCAUCCUGGGGCAAAGUUCUUAACCCAAGGUACUACUUCUGAGUUUGCAGGGUUUGUGUUUGUAACCCGAGGUGUUUGUGACCAUUUUUUGCUCUUCAAAAUAUGGCAACCCUAAUUUGCCCCCACCUAAAAGAAAUCCUGGCUACACCCAUGGCAGGUGGUCAUAGCAACAGUGCCAGUUUGUUGAUAUAAUCAAGGAACAAUUACCAUGUACUAAGAAACUUAUCCUUCUUACCCAGCCCAUUUAUCAUCAUGCUGCUGUGUUGAUUCAAACCUGCAAUUUCCCAUAUCUGGGUAAAACCAAGAUCGUGAAGUGAGGGCUUCCCCCCAUUUUCUACCUGGCAGCUAUUUUCAUUCUGGCAGUGGCUGUCAAAAAAGAGACCAUGGAAUAUUGGGGUUAAGAUCCCCCCAAAGAACCAAAACUUUGAGCCAUGGAUCCAUGUUUAUAACCAAUUACGAUGGAGAUUUCAGGAUUUAUUUAUUUAUUUAUUUAGCUAGCUAGCCAAAAUGGUGCACAAGUGUUUUUGCACCAUUUGUUCCCCACCGGGAUGGGGCUUUACAAACCAUUGAAACAAUGGAGAGACAAGGAAGCAGUCAUUUUUGUUUCCUCUUCUUGGCAGGCCUAUUCACACAACAUGUGCAUGGUUGGUCCUUAAUGCAGGGGCCGGGAAGCUGUGACCCUCCAGACGUUGGAAGCCAGCUCCCAUCAUCAGCCCCAGGCAGCAGGGAUGAGGGAAGCUGGAAGCCAACAACAGCUCACAACAACUACUGCGGUUUUGUUCCCACAAUGCUCGUCACUAGACACUGUAAUAUUAGAGGAUGAAUUGCUUGUGUGGAUCAGCUGUCUUGGGUUUAAGUUCAUAUAUGAGACAUGCUAAAACAAAGGAAAGACUGUAAUUCUGUGAGCAGGGUCUGCAUUGUUUUAGAAAAUGUUAGAGAGAAAACAUUAGACUGUUUUAUUAUGAUUAAUUCUUUGUUGAUCUUCUGUUUUCUUUCAGUUUCCUUUUAAUUUAAAAUGUAUUGCCUCUCGUAACACUUUUUAGGGAGUUACUGAAUUAAGAUAUCUAUCUAUCUCUCUAUCUACAAGCAACAUUUAAAAUUGCCAAUUAUGGAGAUCACAAGUGAAAUUUGUUGUAUCUCUUUUUAAAGUUGUAAAUAACAACUUCAGCUCUGACCCGUGAGAGGGCUAAAACCAGUAUUAUUGCCAGGGACAGUCUCACUCAUUACAUCCAAAGACUUGUUGGUCGAAAGGUAAAUAAACUGGAUUUCGCCGCUCACGUUUUUUCAUUUCUCUUAGUUUUCCCUUGGGUUUUCUAGUCAUCAGGUGUAUCUGAUUUUCUUGAUUCUCUUUAAAAUCUUCUUCUUGGUAUUUUUAUGAGUUUUCAAUUUAAAUUUGGCUAAGCUUUCUUUUGGGGGCUUUCUCAAUGUCCAUCAUCUGCCCCCAAUUUACUCUCCCUGUUUUAUUAUGAUUCUUUGUUGGUCUUCUAUUUUCUUUCCGUUUCCUUUUAAUUUAAAAUGUAUUGCCUCUCCUAAUACAUUUUAGGGAGUUACUGAAGUAAGAUAUCUAUCUAUCUAUCUAUCUAUCUAUCUAUCUAUCUAUCUACUAUCUACUAUCUAUCUAUCUAUCUAUCUGUAUAUCUAAAAGUAACAUUUAAAAUUGCCAAUUAUGGAGAUUACAAGUGAAAAUUUGUUGUAUCUCUUUUUAAAGUUGUAAAUAGCAACUUCAGCUCUGACCAGUGAGAGGGCUAAAAACCAGUAUUAUUGCCAGGGACAGUCUCACUCACUAGAAUCUGGCUCGCUCCUUCCACCACCUGUUGGUCACAUAAAGGCCACAUAAAAAAGUCCCUUGGCGCAUUAAAACAGUGGAUACAAAUGGGUUUGUUUUCAACAUAGGAUCAUUGUGCAUGGGUGAGAAAGUAGUACCGGCCCCACUCCCUAAUAACAGGGUUGCUGGGAGGGGGCAGUAAGCCCUGCCCUACAUAUUCACAUGACAUGGCACACAAUUAAAUGGCAAUGCCCAUGGACUUGGGGUGGGUGUUUCCCGGCCUCCUCAAAUAUUUUUUUUUGGGGGGGGGGGCUUAAGGGGAGUUAACUUCUAAGCCAGGGUAUGUAUCAUUCCUGGAUCGAUGUCUUUGCUUGCUUGGCUAUGUGUAGCACCUGCUGUGCCUUUUAAUGGCAUUUUGCCCCUGUAUCACACUGAUCUGAGCAUUAAAGAUUUUGGUAGACAUUGCAGCCUGAGUUUGAUUUCUUCUUUGAGUGGGAGCCAGGAAACUCUCCUCCACAGUGUGCCUUUUUGGAGGUUCUCCCUAUGGGAGGGCCCCCAAGGGCCCCCAAAUGGAUAGCCUAUCGCUUUAAGAAAAUGCUAAGAAACUGUUUUAUCUAUCUAUCUAUCUAUCUAUCAUCUAUCAUCUAUCUAUCUAUCUGUCUAUCUACAAGCAACAUUUAAAAUUGCCAGUUAUGGAGAUCACAAAUGAAAAUUUGUUUUAUCUCUUUUUAAAGUUGUAAAUAACAACUUCAGCUCUGACCAGUGAGAGGGCUAAAACCACUAUUAUUGCCAGGGACAGUCAGCAGCGGAGGAAGCCGCUCGGGCGCCUGGUGUGCGAGCUGACAAUAGGGGAGAAAACAUUAGGCACUUUAUAAUUAAUAUAAAAACCCUCUCCAUAAUUUCGUUUCUCUGCAUUUACCUGUUGAAUGUGCAAACUGACUCCAUUGAGGGAAAACAAUAUUGCAUUUGAAGCGUGGUAAAAGUCCCUUCUGUGGUGUCCAUUCACCGGUGAAACGUAUUGCUGGGCGUUGCAGUGAUCUGGUGAUGAAUAUUUGUGUGUCUACCAGUCCUUAAAGCAAACUACAAAACUAAAUACUUGUGUCUGCACUAGUCAUUUCUGAAAUGGUCUUCAAGGAUUGCCCCACUUACAGCGCAUGGCAGUAAUCCCACUCUGGAGGUUACCAGAGCAUGGAUAACGGGGGCAAGACUGUCCUGGUUCAGGAACAGCAAUGGCUGGCAAGAAGCACUCUUGGGUCUUUUUACACAAGCACAAACCCAGGUUGCAGCACGUGUGCCUUCAAGAGGGAGCUGCAAGCAGCUUUAUGAUGAGUGUAAGGUAAAGGUAAAGGGACCCCUGACCAUUAGGUCCAGUCGUGUCCGACUCUGGGGUUGCGGUGCUCAUCUCGCUUUAUUGGCUGAGGGAGCCGGCGUACAGCUUCCGGGUCAUGUGGCCAGCAUGACUAAGCCGCUUGUGGCGAACCAGCGCAUGGAAACGCCGUUUACCUUCCCGCCGGAGCGGUACCUGUUGAUCUACUUGCACUUUGACGUCCUUUCGAACUGCUAGGUUGGCAGGAGCAGGGACCGAGCAACGGGAGCUCACCCCGUCACUGGGAUUCGAACUGCUGACCUUCUGAUCAGCAAGUCCUAGGCUCUGUGGUUUAACCCACAGCACCACCCACGUCCCUAUGCUGAGUGUACCUUACGACAAAUGUCAAACAGAAAUUCAACAGGUGAAGCUUUCACCAGAAUGCAAAGGUGGUGACAGAGUUGGGAAAAUUUUGCUUGCCGUUUAAAAGUAGGAGCCUGCCAGAAAGAAAGAAAAAAGGCAAAUCUUCCUAUAUAAAUGGGACUUCAAGACCACGGCAUCCAUUUUGGCUCCUCUGCCACUUGGCCCCCUCCUCUUCCUCACUGCCAGCUAUUAGCUGCUUUCCCCCUGGUGGCAAGAGAGACAGAGAGACGCAGCAAGGGGGAUGGGGAACCUGUGUCUCUCCAGAUGCUGCAAGGACUACAACUCCCAUUAGCCCUGACCCUCGGCCAUGCUGGAUGGGGCUGAAGGGAACUGGAGUCCAGCAACACCUGGAGAAACACUAUGAUUAAGAUUUUGCUGGUGUUUGUGUAAUUGAUCAAUAUGGUAAACCGGCUCAAAUAUAUUUAAUCAGUUAACACAUGCAGACUAUAAAGUAAAGUACAAUGGAUAAUUUAUUAGUGCAUCAGAUUCUAUGUACUUUGUAUUAUAUCAAGGCAGUCCCAGGCUUGGCUGCUUCUCAGCACCCAAGAUUUAUCAAUGUCCAGUAGUAUGUCCAGAACACAAAGCAACAUCUUGUCUCUAAGGAUGGCAUGUUCAGCGCCUCCUCUGACAUCAGUAGCCCAUGGGCAAGUCCAGAGUCCAGCCAAGACUAUGGGGAAGCUUCCUGUUGCAACCAUCUGUAAAGCCACAGGAGGCCCUAACAGGUCCAUAGUUUCCACCACCAAGCAGAGAUGCUCCAGGAAGGAGCUGACGGACACACGCAGAAUCCAGGCUUCAUCUGCUCUCCAUCGACUGCAAAAAAAUAAUAUAUAUAUAUUUUGUAUAGAAUGAAACAUAAAACGUCAACACUACACUUAACAGUCCAAUGAACAUGCCACUCCUGCCAAUUCAGUGGUACCUUGGGUUACAUACGCUUCAGGUUACAUACACUUCAGGUUACAGACUCCGCUAACCCAGAAAUAGUGCUUCAGGUUAAGAACUUUGUUUCAGGAUAAGAAAAGAAAUCGGGCUCCGGCGGCGCAGCAGCAGGAGGCCCCAUUAGCUAAAGUGGUGCUUCAGGUUAAGAACAGUUUCAGGUUAAGAACAAACCUCCGGAACAAUUUAAGUACUUAACCUGAGGUACCACUGUAUCCUCAUUCUAUUCCAGUCCUUGAGCUUCCCUUUUACUCUUGGCAGACACUGGGUACCUGGUCCAAUACAUUUUGAGACCAGAAAAUAUACUGUCUCAAUUAAUUUAUUCUUAUCAAAGCACCAACUGAAUGCAAAGGACUCAACAGAGAGGAAGGGAGGAAUUAUUCUUAUUAUCUAUAAAAUAAUAUUUAUUAAUAGUUUCAGAAUUACAGAAAAAAAAUAAAAAAUAAAAAAACACUACAAUACAUAGAAAAGAAGAAAAAAAGCAAAACAUAAAAACCAAUACAACAAUACAGCAAAAAGAUAAAAAAAGAAGAAAAAAGACACAAAUCCCAUAUUACAUAUCUCUAACUUCCAUUUGCUUGUUUCAUUGACCUCCUCACACCUCCCUUUUUGUAUUCUAGUUUAAUUAGUUAUUUCAGCAAAUUCUUUCCAUCUUUCUCAAUUUUUAUUAAAUGAUUUAUCUUAACAAUUUAACCUAUUACUUAACAAAUCCUUUCCAUCUUUUCCCCAUAUUCUGUUAUUCAAAUUACCUUAAUUUAUUUAACCUUAUCUUACCGUAAAAUACCUUAGAGCUUGAAACUCAAUUAUACAUAACUCCUGAUAUCAUUUCUACUAGAGCCAUAUAGUUUCAUUCCAACAUUUUCCCUAAUAUUCAUUAAUUUUAGGCUAAUUCCCUAAAUAAAAAUUUUUCUUUAUAAAUUUUCUUCCAAUCUUCAUCCAACGUCUCUUCUUCCUGGUCUCGGGUCAUGUCAGUCCUUACUGUCCAUUCCAUCUAGUCCAUCAACCUGGUAGUCUUAUGUCCGAGGCCCUUAAGUCUCUUCCAUGUCCCUUCUGCAGAUCUUCUUCUUCUUGUUUAUACCUGCACUUUUCCUUGUCUUUUGUUGGUCUCUUUCUUAAUUUCUUUCCUUUCUCAUUGAGGAGUAGGUCUCUGGGAGGUUCCAACCCAAAAUUAUCUCCGUCUCCCUUCAUCAAACCAGCCCAUUCCCCACAGUCCCACUCCCCACAGUCAUCAAUGUAAUCCAAAAAAUAUUUAAGAGCAUAUUUCAAAGUCUCUCCAAAGUUAAGAACCUCCUCAGCUCCAGACUCCCCCUGGCCCACUCCAACUUCAAUCUUCAAAGACAGCGGCUUAUGCUCCUGUAGGGCCUCGGGUCUCUCCAUUUGUAUUAUUUGAGGUGCAACCGCAACCUCCUCCAUUAUCUUCUGCACUUGCCCAAUCAAUACAGGUUCCUGAUUUGGUCCCUGAAUGGUUUAUGUAUCAAUAUUCCCUGUUUGUCCACAGUUAUUGACCACAACAGUCAUCAAAUCCAUUUUCUCAUUCAUCAAAUCCACCUUCUCAUGCAUCUGUUCCAACAAAGCACUUGUCUUGCAUAAAGCAAGCACCAAAACUUCCUCCCAGCUCAUAUUUAGUCAAGGUCAAAAGGACUGGUCCCACGAUCUUAAUCUCACAGCUGUAGAGUCCUCAAGUAUACUGCAGCAACAAUUUAGCAAGCUCCCUCUAGAGGAGACAAUUUCUAUUUGUAUCCAUCUUUUUAAGGCAAGUCCAACAAAGGAAAAUUACUUUCAUUUUUCAGAUAUUUUGUUUCUUUAGAAUGCAAAAGGCAACAUUGGAAUCAGUUUAUUUCUCUUCUUUAGCUAUCUGUCAAAGUAUUCCAUUCACAGUCAAUGAACCUCUCCAACAAUUUCUGUCUCUGACACCCCGUUCCCAGGUUAGAGACGGUGGAAACUUAUCUUUCUUCACUCCCUCUCCUGCAGGCAUUAAACAAAGUCCCCCCCCCCUUUUCUCCUGCUUCCAAGGGGGUUUCAGUAGUUAUAAAUGAAGGAAAUUUAGACUUUUUUAACGACUUUCCAGGCUUUAGCUUACAAGGUUUUUGCUUCAGUCUAUGUACAAAAAGCGGAAGGCGGACUUCCUGUUUUGAACCUUCCCGCUUCGGUGCCAAAUUAAGAUAUUUCUUGAUCCAAUUUUCCGUUUCUACUCACGGGUACUUGUUUUAAAUCCAAUUGUCCACAGGAAAAAGUCAGCGCUCUCCGGCAAUGGCUAUGCGGCUUCACUCCGUGAAAGUAGCAAUCAGUUAGCAGCACUGCGCCGCUUACCCCACUUCACUCCGGAACCCCGAAAUGGGGUUCCCCGUGAGUAGGGGGGGCGCUCCUGGUGCCCUGCCAAACCCCACGUUCCCAGGCUUCCUCCGCCUGGGAUUUCUAGCGGGUCCCCACCUUCGCCGCGGCGGGAAGACCCAGUUUCCACGGAGCCAGUUCCUCCGGUCGGAGGAACUCCGCCAUUCGCUGAUGGCGCUAACCCGGAAGUCCGAAUUAUUCUUAUUAUCCUCCUCCUCCUCUAUAUAGUAUCAUCAGCAUGUGUAGCACUUUGCAGAAAAUACGAGGGGAGAGAUCUCUGCCCUGACGGGCUUACAGUGCUCAGGUUUAGUUAGAGGCCUGGCUGCUGCAGUGUCCCUGCUCCAAGGGCUUCAUGGGAAAGGUGAUGGGAGGGAGGGCUUGAAGGAAAUGAGGAGGAUGCACAGGAGUUCUGAGAAGUACCAGGCAUAUGGGGCCCCAGGGAGGAAAAGGCAGAGUUGUUUCGGGGAACAGGAGACGUCUAGAGGUUGAAGAGCGAAGAUCACAGGCAGAGAUGUCUCGGGAUACAAGAAUGCUGUCCUAAGGAUGGGAGAGCAUGGCCACAGAGGGCUCUGAAGGCAAGAGCAAGGCGUUUGUGAUACAUCCGAGGGAUGAGCAUCGUGUUAUCGGAGUGGUGAGAGAGAUGAAUGAUUUUGGCAGCUAAGUCAGCAAGGGGAGACAACAGAAGGUCAGGGUGCAGAAAGGGCCCAACUCAGUAGGAGAGCAGCCACUUUGCAUGCAGAUGGUCAAUCCCUGGUAUGUCUGGGAGCUACGCCUGUCUGGCCACCUGAAAAACUGCAGAUGGUGCUAAAUGGAUGGUAGGCAGAUUCCUACGUCGCCAGGAAGUUGUCCUGUGUGCAGAAGCACACGGAUCAAAACACACAUCUUGCUCAGCACCCCACUUUAUUUUACUUGCACCCCACUCUUCCUCCAGGUAAAGGUAAAGGUACCCCUGCCGGUACGGGCCAGUCUUGACAGACUCUAGGGUUGUGCGCUCAUCUCACUCUAGAGGCCGGGAGCCAGCGCUGUCCGAAGACACUUCCGGGUCAUGUGGCCAGCAUGACAAGCUGCAUCUGGCAAGCCAGCGCAGCACACGGAAACGCCAUUUACCUUCCUGCUGGUAAGCGGUCCCUAUUUAUCUACUUGCACCCGGGGGUGCUUUCGAACUGCUAGGUUGGCAGGCGCUGGGACCGAGCAACGGGAGCGCACCCCGCCGCGGGGAUUCGAACCGCCGACCAUGCGAUCGGCAAGUCCUAGUCGCUGAGGUUUUACCCACAGCGCCACCCGCGUCCCACUCUUCCUCCAAGUUAUGCGCAAAACAACCCUGCACGAAUAAGGUCACACCAAAAUAGAAAAAAUAGGCUAUUACAUAUAGCUGAAAUACACACAAAUUCAAAUGUUCAUCUAAUUAAAUGAAAAAAUUGUUUUCUGUAAUUCACAUUUCAGAACUGCCAGUGGUAAAUGACACAAUGUCCAGUAAUGUAACUGGAUCAAAAAAAUCAUGAUUCAUUACUUACACUGGCAAUAUCACAGUUUGACUUUUUAUUUUUUAGAUUUUUUAAAAUGGGGGUUGUAAAACUGGUUCUUACAAAGGAAUUUACAGUUUGUGGAGAAUAUUCUCCGGAGAAUUUUCUAGCAGAGAAUAUUCUCGAGAAAAUUUUCAUUCUCGAGAAUAUUCUCCGGAGAAUAGUCUCACCUCACAUCACUAGACUCAAGGCGGCUUACACAUUCCUUUCAGGAGUUUAGUUGUCAGAUUUCCGCAAGAGUCUAGCCACUGGGGAGCAGAAGGCUAGGCCCCCAUUUCCCAGCCUUCUUAUUGAUUUGCUGCCAAAACAUAGUCCCAUACUAGUGUUCCAUGCCAGCCCAAGCUCCACAAGUGGUGCAAGAUUCCAGGGGUUGCAGGUGUGCUUCCCAGGGUCUGCGUUCCCUUUUGGGACAGUGAGGCACAGCAGAGACUGUAGUGCCUUUGUGAUACAUGGCUUUACAGUGGUACCCUGGUUCCCAAACACCAAAAACCCGGAAGUAAGUUGUUCCAGUUUUCCAACAUUUUUUGGAAGCUGAAUAUCCAAUGUGACUGUCAGCUAUUGUUUCUGGGGCGCCUGCACCAGUCAGAAGCUGUGCCUUGGUUUUCGAACAUUUCAGAAGUCAAAUGGACUUCCAGAACAGAUUAAGUUUGGCACUUUGUUUUUGCUAUUUAUUUUGCAUUUUUGUUUCUGAGGCUUUUUCCGUUAAUUUGUUUUUGUGAUUGUGGGGAACCCAGUUCAGCUACUGAUUGAUUGAUUGUGUGACUGCAGAAAUGGAUAAAAGCCCCCCAUGCAAACAAUGACUAUCAUCAGUGCAGGUAAGGAAAAAUAAUAAUUUUAAUCUCUAUCAUCUAUAAUACUGUCUUAUUUGUUUUAUAGUACAGUACAUUCAUUGAUUAUUGCUUUCAUUUUAUGGAUCAAUGGCCUUGUUAGAUAGUAAAAUUCAUGUUUAAUUGCUGUUUUAGGGGUUGUUUUUAAAAGCCUGGAACUGAUUAAUCCAUUUUGCAUUACUUUCUGUGGGAAAGGGCACCCUGGUUUUGGAACAUUUUGGUUUUGGAAGGGACUUCCGGAAUGGGUUAAGUUUGAGAACCAAGGUACCACUGUAUUUACACAUAAAUACAACCUGCACCGAGAUGGAGGGAUUGCAGAACAUUAAUAAUAAUAAUUUAUUAUUUAUACCCCGCCCAUCUGGCUGGGCUUCCCCACCUCUGAGGGUCUGGGUUCCCCCUUAAGGGGGGGAUGCAAAGGACAGCAAAAAGCCAUCAUCUGUGUCUCUUAGUUCCAGCCUGCCAUUCCCAGCUCACCUGGAGGUCCGCCCCUCCUUCUCCUUGCUGCUGACUCCAAGGACAUCCCUCCAGCCUAUGUCAUUCAAAGUUGAAACCUGAAACCUGGCCUUUCCUCUGCCCACUAGCACCCCAUCAAAGCAGGGGUCCCAGUACCCCAUGCCUGGCAGUCUUGCCCUCUGAUGGUUUCCUUAAAGGUUCCUGCCUUAAAUCCAUACUUAAUCUACAAUUGGCCAGGUUUAUUGACUUCUUAUCAGCCAUUGUUGUUAGGAGGAUCAGUUCUCAAAUCCAGCCUUCUUCUCUCCUACUUCCCCAGCAAAAAAACAGCAAUGAACAAAUCUCUUAAACUUUUAUCUUUUGUUUAAUCAAUGAAAGGAACGAUUCUAAAAACAAAAACAAAACAGAUUUGAAGCACAUUCCUCUCCUUAAAGAAUUCUGGGCGCUCUAGUUGUAAUUCUCAGCAACCAUUAAUAAACUACAGUGCACAUUAUUCUUGGGGGAAAUAAUGUGCUUCGAAUGUGCUUUGAAAGUAUAGUGGGUGCACAGACACCCCAGCCCAGAAAAGAGAGAGGACAUAGGAGGACGAGAGCUGCUUAUGAAGAGGUUCCUUCCUGGCACUGAAGGUAUUUUGCCUUGUAGUUAGUAAGAGGUCAGUGCACACAGUACAUCCUUUACAUCAAGGAUGGGCAACUUGUAUCUGUUAAGGACUGUAUAUGGCUGAAACCUAUCUAUUUGUUCUCCAGCAGCUGGAUUGAGGAUCUCUGACCAUGGUUGGAUCCAGGGGUUUUUUCCAGCUGGAACUUGAAGGAACUCAAUUCUGGCAUCUCUCAGGUGGGCACCAUUGCCAUUCUAAGUGAAUGAAGGAUGUGUUCAUGGUGAGUUCUGGCACCUCUUUUUCUUGGAAAAUAGCACUGGUUGUCUCUGCCUUGCAGUCACCAAAGUAGGCUAUCCUCUUUGUCCAAUCCAGGAUCUUUAUUUACACUACAGAUUAUAAUCAGAAUCAAUAUCAACUCAACUCUACAAAGGAACCCAAGCAGUUGCGAUCGGUAGCGAUCAUUCCGGAACGCCAGUGAAAGCAGCUGGGAGCAAGGUGGGUUGCUGGCAACAUCCCAGAGAAGAAAGUGCUGUUGCAGCCCUCUGCUUCCCGCAGCGCAGGAGCCAGCUUCAUUCCCCCGCAACAAAAUAUUGGAGGGGGCUGUCCCCCCCCAAAGUUGAUGGGCAUUGCCAUUCAAAUGGUGUGUACGCACCAUGUCAUGUAGUUGGUUAUGCAGGACGGGGCAUACCUUGCCCACCCCCCAUAUUUUAUUCAAGUUGGCACCCCUGUCCCGCAGUUGUUUUCCAACAUCCUCAGGCCGGUUUGCAACCUCGGCCUCGACCAAGGAAGCCCUUCAGGCCAGGGACCAACUCCCUGCACCGCCUGAGAAGGAAACUGGAGGAAGUUCAAGCUGAGAUGCAAAGAUCCUCAGCAGACGGCCAAGUGGCUGCCCUGCCUGCCGUCCAGGGCAAGGUCUGCUGCCCGCCCGCCCGCCCGCCCUUCGUGGGGGCCCUGGUCCAUGAAGCCGGGAUGCCGGGGAAGUGCUCUCUGCCCUCCCGUGGAGAGCAGUGGCUUCACCUCCGGCCAGGCGGGCUUACUUGGGGUGGCUCCUCUCGAAGAGGGCACCAGCGAAUAAUGGUGCUGGUGAGGGAAGAACCAACCACGACCCCCGGGGCCCUCUUGCCUUGUUGGGGGCCCCGCGGAGAGACUGUGCCCUCUUUUGGCUCGCCUCGGGUCUGCGCGGCGCCUCGGGCUUCCCCGGCGGAGGCUGGGCGGGCUCCCGGGCUCCCCCGCCCCGGGGCGGCGCCCUGGCCGGCCCGCGACAGGUAAAGGCCCUGACCGGGCGGGCGGGCGGGCGGCGGCGCCAGAGGAGGGCGAGCGGAGCGCGCCAUGCGGGAGACUUUCCUGCGCUGCCCUCUGCGCACGGCGGCCGGGCGGGUGCUGGUGUCUCUGCCGCCGGGCGGGGAGUUCCUGCUGGGCACGCCGGAGCUGGUGGGCCGGACGAGCGGUGAGUGUCCUGGGCCCGGGAUCCCGGGGGUCAUCUAGCGCAACCCCCGGCGGGGGGGCUUCGGGGCGGCCGCCUUUCUCGAAGACGGGGCCGCUUGUCGGGGUCUUGAUUCUUCAGGUUUCCAUCAGGGUUUGAGGGGCGCCCGGUCUCUCUUCCUUAACACCAUAUAUCUGAAGCAGAACACACACAUUCACCCCCAAAUUCUGACACUGGUUUUCUCCCCACAAAGCUACAGGUCCCAGAAUUCGGGGGCGCGGGGGGUGUAUGUGCUUUAACGAGAUGCUGUGGAUGCAGCCUAAGGCUGCGAUCUUGUAUACACUCUGGAGGGAGUAAUCGUCACUUCAUUUAUGGGAUUUACUUCUGAGUAGAUUUACACAGGCUUGCUCUAUCCAGUGUACUUGCCACUUUGUAAAGGUGAACGUUGGUAGUAUUCCAUAAUUAUGGCCUUUCCGGGGACUCUUGUUUGCUUUAAAAUCACUUUCAAUGCUGAAAACAACCGGUAGGAACUCCACUGUGUGACAGUUGCCUGGGGGGAGGAGCAGUGUCGGAUUUACUAUGAGCUAUACAAGCUGUAGUUUGGGGCCCCCAAAAAAUGUAGAGGGAAAAACAACUGGAUGUACAUUUCCAAAAUAUAAUGGCUUUAGAUACCUAUUAGGUAUCCAUAAAUUACCAUAUAGCAUAUAUUCAACACAAAAAACAGUGACAAUUGUUGUUGACAAAGGACAGCUGGACACAUAAAGGGCCCCAUUACCUUCAGGAGCUCCUUAGGGCCACAUCAAACCUAAAUCCAGCCUUGGGGUGGGGGUGGGGGGUGGUUCUGUAGCCAAAGUCUGGCAGGAACAUUUCCCACUCCUGCCUAGGUUUUGCAGAGAAAAGAUGUGACAUUGUUGACAAGGCUGCCCCAUUUUAGGAACAGAGGAGCCUGCCUUGUAUCAUGUCAGACUCUUUGUCCAUCCAGCCCAGUUGUGCCUCCUCUGACUGGCAGUGGCUCUCUGGGGUCUCAGACAGAAAGGUAUUUCCAUCACUUACUACCUAAUCCUGCUUAAACUGCAGGGAAGGAAACCUGGGACCUUCUGCUUGUACUCUGCCCCUGGGCUGCACUCUCUUCCACCAGCAGACUUUGCUUCUCCCUCUUCCCCCAGUUGCAUGGCAAUAACUUCAGGGUUUGCCACAUGCAUAUCCCGAAGGAUAAGUAACCAGAGAUGCUUGUAAGUAGAGGUCCCGCUGUAUUCAUGUUAACGCAGUACUAAUUAUUUUAAUGUUUUAUUAAGGGUAAUGCUGUUCCAUCCUCUGAAUGCAGUUAGUCUUGGUUAAUAUUUGCCCUACCUUUCCGGGUAAACAAGACAAAUUAUCUCUCCACUCUUAGGACCAGAAUAGUUUCCUCACUGAGGUUAAUCAUUUAACACAGGUGGAUGUGGAAAGAAUGCAUGCAGACUCACUAAAGGAACGCAGGGCCAGAGGUGUGUGAGAGUAACUCCUAUUUCCAGGGUUCAUGUUGAGAGUGCUGUUUUGUUUUACAGCCAAAACAGCACGAACCAUGCAUGAGACAGGUGUCAGUAGACAUGGGGAGGAUGGGACAAUGUGAAGUUUAUAGAAGUACGAAAACAAUAAGAAACAAAUAGAAAAAAGCAGUAAGGACCCCCAACAGCCCAGUGAGAACUGAGCUCCUUAGUGGUCAUGGAUUGCAGUCCAACUCGCAAGUGUAUAUGUGCAAAUGUGUGGGAAAUCAAGAGGACAUUGAAUGGAAGAGGUGGAAUCCUGAACAGGGAGCACUCCACACAGACCAACAUUUUGUUUUAGGUCUCACUCAUACUUCCCUUUUUGAAAAGUCUUGUAUAUGUGUGUUUGCAAUGUGAGAGUUAAAAGCCCUUUUAUACUGAGGAGUGAAAAUUCAUUUCAGUGGGGCUUGAGCAGGAGUAGAUCCUGGGGGUUUUGUUUUAUAAAGGAGUAAAUCUAGUUGUCACCUGCAUGCAUAUUAUAUUGUAUUUCAUUGCUUAUUAUGUUUGUCAAUAGAUCCCUUUGUGUGGGAUCCCUUUGUGUGGGAUCCCUUUGUUGGGAUCCCUUUGUGUGCAUGCUCUCUGGCGUGACUCUCAUGCUCUCUCACAACUAUCCUCUAGGGCAGGAUAGAAGUAAUAAUACUGAGAAUUUUAUAGAGAACAUUUUAAGAUUUCAAAGUGUGUUUGUUUUAUCUGUAAUCCUUUCACCAGCCCUGUAAGGCGGGUCAAUAUUAUUCCCACCUUGCAGAUAUAGAGGUGGCUGAGGCUGUGAAAAGAAUGGAUUGUCUAAGAUCACCCAGUACAUUUAUUGAAAAGGGUGAUAGCUGAAUUGGGGAAGCUUUCUAGCUCACAUCCUUAUCCAUUAUAUCAGUUAAUUUUACUCAUUUCACAGAUUGGGAAAAGAAACUGAGAAAAAUUCGGUUUACUUAGUACUAUCUAGAGAGUUUGUGUAGCAGAUCUUGGUCUAUAUAAAAAAGUAUCUACUAUAGCUUAUGAACUUUCUCUGCAGAUGUAAAGAUUAAAGGUAAAGGUAAAGGGACCCCUGGCCAUUAGGUCCAGUCGUAGCCAACUCUGGGGUUGAGGCGCUCAUCUCGCUUUAUUGGCCGAGGGAGCCAGUGUACAGCUUCUGGGUCAUGUGGCCAGCAUGACUAAGCCACUUCUGGCAAACCUGAGCAGCGCAUGGAAACGCCGUUUACCUUCCCGUUGGAGCGGUACCUGUUGAUCUACUUGCACUUUGAGGUGCUUUUCAACUGCUAGGUUGGCAGGAACAGGGACCGAGGAACGGGAACUCACCCCGUUUCGGGGAUUCAAACCGCCAACCUUCUGAUCGGCAAGCCCAAGGCUCAGUGGUUUAACCCACAGCACCACCCGCGUCCCUAUGUAAAGAUUAUUUAGCUUUAAAUUUUUUUAUGGAGGAUAGGGUUAUGGACAGCUGUCAUGACAGCUGAAUACAGUCCCCAUGUACAGAGUGUAGCAGGCGGUAGGCAGCCUUCCCUGUCCUGAUGCCCUCUAGUCAUUGUUGGACUACAACUCCCAUCAUCCUUGACCCUUGGUCAGGCAGAAUGGGGCCAACAUCUGGAGGAUGCCAGGUUGGAGGAGAAGGCCACAGUCAAGGGUAAGUUGUUUCUUUCUUGCUCUGCAGUCUGCUUGUGAACUUCCAAGGCUGGGCACUGUUAGAGUGCUGGAAUAGAUCAACCCUUUAGUUUGAUCUGUAUUAUAUAGUUGUUAUAUAUUUGGAUGGGGAAGAUGGAUAGAAGGCUUCCAAAAGGUGAAACAUCUAUCUAAGCCAUGUAUAAACUGCCUGUUCCUCCUUAGUGGCAUUUUGCUUUCAGUCUAUGAUUCUAAACUAGUUUCAGAAUCAGAACAAUGCAUGCAAUUGGAAGCUCUUGCAGAAUAAGAAAACAUUUUCUAUCCUGUGUUGCAAUUUUGUUUGUCCUCCGCUUCCCACCUUUGUGGAAGCUUUGCUCUAGGGUGGCUGAAGAACAAGCUGCGGGGUUCACUGCAGGAAUUGCAGGGUCGGAUUACUGCAGCAUGGCUUUCACUAAAGGUCACACUAGCCUCCUGGCAGGAAUUUUUAUUCACAUCUGAGUGAAACAGGUCAGUUUACUAACAUACAAAGGUCAUUCAACUCACCUAACAAGGCUUGGAAGUUGGAAUAGCUAGUUCCUCUCACUGUUGCUGGUAUUCUUGCUAUCCAGCAAGAAAUCAGGACUGUUGGCAUCCUUUGAUCUUAACAUUUCCCCUGUCCCUCCAUUCUUAAGCAAGUGGCAUCUGAUUAGAAGAUUGAACUGAAGAGGAACAUUGUUUGUGAAAGAGCCAAGUGAGGUGGAAUUGGGGUUAGCUCAGUGCUGCAAGUGAUGGGGCCAGGGCCGGUGGCUUCCUGAAGGACCCCUAGAUGUUCCCACUGACUCCUAUGGGGAAAUGAAAUGCUGCAUAUGUCAGCUGUUGCAUUGAAGGGACCAGGUCUUCACAGACAGACCUCUUGGAAGUUCUCAGUGACACUGUGUGGUUCCUAUGGGCCCCCUCAUUCUCUCAACCUGUCCCUGAUAUUUUGUUAGUCUUGAAUCAGUAAUAAAGUGCUCCCAGAUUUAUGUGGGUACUGAAUCUCACAAACUUGUAUACUGCAUUAUGACAUUUAUGAUAAUCUCACAGUAUUUUGGGAGUUACACGUACUUACAGUUCAAAAACACAUAAUUAUGAACAGUGCUUUUUUUCUAAAAAAAUGUUUAGGAGUACUCUCAUUUUCCUACUCAUAUUGAAAUACUGCCCCUCAAUGAGGCCAAACUUAGAUUCACAAAAUGUUUAGGAGUAUGCGUACCCCCGCAUCCCCCCCGAAAAAAGCACUGAUUAUGAAAGUGAAGUAUGAAACAUGCAUUUCAUCUUGUUGGAAAAUGGCGUGUGACUAGGCCAAGCUUGGAAAUCUGGACAGUUGAGGUCAUUAGUGCUUCUUUGUGAGAAGAUCAUAUUAUAUCUGCGUUAAAGGAGGAGAAUACCUGUCUUUUGAGUAAUUACCUGCCUAGAGUCUAAUGAAUAAAUAUUGGUCCUCUUUUUGGUGCCCUCAGUGAAGCUGAGUGCAAGUCAGCUUACACAACCAUUUGGGUGUGUAGCAGCCAUGGGAGUGGGGCUUUGUCUUUCAGCUGCCUCAGUCUGGAGCGAGCUAAUCAUGCACCACAAGGCAGUCAUGCAAGGAUCUCACUCUCAAGAAGGGCAUGGUGGAGGUAACUCAUCUUUUGUCUCUGACAUACAGACACAUGCCAGUAAAAUGAAAGAUCAAUUUUUAUUCAUCAAGAAUAACAGCCCUCAGUAAGCCAAACCUCCAUGAACCUGUAAAAUCCUCUUAAAAAGUUACCCGUGCUCGUAGUCACUACUAUCAUGACUCUCUGAGUGAGUGCUUGCCACAAGUCCUGCCGAGCCAAGCAGGAUGGGGCAAGGGUAGAGGAAUGGGAGGAGGAGGAUUCAGAGCCGGGGGUGUGGCUGUAGACAGCUUGGGCAGGGAUCAGAAUGAGGGCCCUAUCCCGGAGUUGCCAGAUGUCCCAGAAGAGGAGGGAAGUCCACUGGGCCCAUCUCUCCUUCGCCUCCAGAGACCCAGCCAGCUAAUCAGUAGAGCCAUCUGGGUCUGGGGUGGAGGAGGAGUCAGAGGGAUGGACGUGAGUCCUAUAGCCAGCUUCCCUCCCCCCAGCCCCUUAGGAAGUGUUAAGUUGCAGAGUCAAUCUUCUUUUCAUUUGGCACAAGAACCAUGUGAGUGACAGGCUCUGCCUUGCUCCUUUAAAAGUUGAGCAGACAAGGCGGUCAGGUGUUGGGUCAACUGUAUUCUCGUGUCUGCUAAUGUACCCCUGGCCUCAGGGGUGUUCCUAAGAGGUGGCCCACUCUUUGCCCAUCUAUGCCCUUGCUUUAGCUGCAGGGCUUCUGCCUGCCAGCUGUUUUGGCUGUCUGGGCCUCUUCUUAGCAUUCAGCUCUCUGCUGUUCCUUUUAUCAGAAGAAGGAGUGCACUAAGCUGAUGCUAGGAAGAGGCAGGCCUUCUUUCUACCACUAUGGGGAAAGUGCUGCCGUGGGCACUUAAGUCUGGACCUGGGUUGACCUGAAAGCAUGUUGUUUGUGCAUGCGCUUCCCUUCCCUUGAGGCUGGUGCAGAUGCCCUGGUGCAGAAGUGUAGGAAACUGAGGGGGUGGGUUUGGAUGCUUGCCAUUAUGGGUGAGAGCUGGUGCUCAGAGAAUGUGUCCCCUGACCAUUCAUAUAUAUGUGGCUUUCUCGGUCACAUCAGCUUCCUCUGCAGCAAAGACGUCAUCGGUGCCACAACUGGUUAUUCUAGUUGACCCCCUAGGGACUGUAUAGGGUCUGAAAAGGUCCAGUUUGUUCAGUGCUUCAUGGGCCUUUGACCAGAAUUUUACUGGCCUGACCAGAGUUUUAAAUUUCCUGGCCAGCUGAACUGGGAGCUAUUAAAAGCCGGAAAAAAACGAGUGUCUGUGGCCCGAUGGCUUGGCAGCUCUCCCUCCUGCUGUUGCUGAUUUUUUACCUGCCUUCAAGUGUCAAGGCUGGCCUGAGGUGAAGGACAGGAUGGCCUCUGCUAUUCCAAGUACAGAAGCAGAUUGGAUUGAGGGUUCAAGGUUAUUUCAAAACUUGUGAUCAGGGGUGUCAACUUGAAUACAAUAUUGGGGAGGCCAGGUAAGCCAUGUCCCGCAUAAUAAAUCACAAGACGCAGCACACAUGCACCAUUUGAAUGGCAAUGCCCAUCAACUGGGGGGCUUCAGAUAUUUUAUUGGGGGGGGAGGGACCUCACCUUGGCCCCUAGCAGUUGGCUCCUAUGCUUGUGAUGGGACAGCAUCCGCUUUAGGGCAACGGACUGGCAUUACUACUACUACUGUUUUAUUUUAUGUUCAGUUUCCUAUAUAGAAGGGGGAAAGGGGGAGAAUACAAAAUAGAUAAAGCUGCAAAAUUUAAAAAAAAAUAUCCAGGCCUAAAAACAAGAACAUAUUUCAAACAGAACAAAUUGAAGUCAUAAAGUUUCAAGUAACACAACUGGGUUUACAUUAUCUAGAACGUUUUUGCUCCAAUAAAUUAUAAACACAUGCCAUUUUUUACACACAAAAUGUUACCUGGCCAACUGCCUUCUCACCAUACACACAAUAUCCCAGAUGUUAAUUAUCCAUUCUCAGUCAUUUUCUUCCAAUUAGGCUUCCUCAACCUUGGCCCUCCAGAUGUUUUCAGACUACAAUUCCCAUCAACCCUGACCACUAAUCCUGCUAGCUAGGGAUCAUGGGAGUUGUAGGCCAAAAACAUCUGGAGGGUCGAGGUUGAGGAAGCCUGAAUUAGAGAACAUAGUAUAUUUCUGUCAGCCAUCAAUAAAUGCUGUGUGCCAGUACUGUACCUUUAAUAUAGCUGAGUAACACCCACCUAGUGGAUGCAGGGCAGCCUGUACGGCCCACACAUCUGUCCUGCAGCUCCUUCUGCCUGAAGGAGCAUCCUCCUCCUCUCCCUCCGCAUGGUUUGUGGAUUGGACUCUCAGAGGGAAAGGGCAAAUAAAUGAGCAGAGAUGGUGAGCAGGGGGCCCCAGCAUCCAGGAGCCAGUAUACAGUCCUGGCAUUCCUCCUGACAAGGGUGUUCUAACCUCCUCUCCCCCAGUGUGAAGAAGGACAACAAGGACAACUGUGAAGUACUUUGCAAUGGCCAGCCAAGACCCAGGAGAGUAAGUGGGCAGUUGAGUCAUACAGCACAGGAAUUUUGCAUAUCUGCAAUCAAGAGCCCUUUGCUUGCAGUCUGGUUCUGAAAGAGAGUGAGAGAAGGUGGAGUCAAGGGUUUCUAACCCAUCAGCACUUGCUCAGCACCUGCGCCCUCUGAAUAAUGGAUCUCCCCUCUCCCCAGGUCAGGGAUUCUGCAUUCCAGUCCAGGAGAUGGUUGCUGUAAGGCUUGGGGCUACCAGGGAUGGAGAGGAGGAUCCUCCAGAGGCUGAAAGCUGUUUCACAGGUGAGCAGGAUAGAGCAAAGCAGGAAGCUUCAUAGGAACCUGUAUGGGCAGUUUUAUGCUACAGAACAUGGCAUGCAGCCUCAAAAGUCAAAUAUGAAAGUUACUGUAAAUCUUGGGUGGAAGGUCCAAACAGUAGAGCUCACUUCUGGGGGUACAAUACCUUUGGUGGCGUUCGGAAUAAGGUUGGAUGGACAUCAGUCAGGGAUUCUUUAUGUGGGACAUGCUAUUUCUGGUGAAGAGCUAUUGGACUAAGAUGGGCCUUUUGCCACCUUUCCUCCCCUGUGUGCUCCCCAAAUUGGCUCGCUGGGUUUUAGCACUGUGCUUAGUUCCUCCCCAGAUGUCCCAUUGCUCUCUUCCUAGUUCCAUGGUACAGUGAAUUUUAUAACUGCUAUGAACUCCUGCCCACCUGAUCAUUGAUUUAAAUUUAAGUUUCUAGUCUUUACGGCAGUAAGGGGGGGGGGAAAGAAAAAGUUAUAUUUCUGCCACAUAGAAGAGGGUGGAGCCUUGAUUAACCAUAGAAAUAGAACUUCUUUACUCUAGGCAUCUUCCUGGUUCUACUGUUUCCAGUCCUUGACUCUCAGUCCUGUCAGGGAGGAGGAUUGAGAGGUAAUCUCAAUAGCCCCUCUCUUUCUUCAGACUGUGAGCAGGAGUUAUACAACUAUGUAUACAUAUGGAAGUAAAUGUAUAUACUAUUUCCAAUGAAAAAUGUGUAAUUAAUGCCCCAGGCCAUCUCCUGUAUGCUCCACAGCUUUUAAGGGUUGGGCCACAGGAGGCCUCUCCCUCUUGGCUUCUCAAGAUCCCACACCAGCCCUCUUGUCCAUCAGUCUUUCUCACUUCCUCUUUCCCCUUCUUCCAGUUUUCUUUGUGCAGCGGGAGAAGCAAGAGUGUUGGCGCCUGGGGAUGCUGGAGUUCACUGCCCCUCCCAAGUCUCAGCUGGCAGUACGCUGGGUCAAUGCCCUACAGAGCUGGAUCCAUCACCACGGUCAGUUCUCAGGUGGCAGUGGAAAGGGCUGGUAAAGAUGGUGCUUUCCUUUUGGAUGGAAGCCUUCAGAGACAGGCCAUGGUUGCCAUGACAGAGGAAGGUUGCUCCUGAGAGCAGGGCUUAGUUUUCAAGAGGAGAGAGACAGCAAGGCCCUCCCAGUGUGUGUGUUUGGUGGGGACUGUGGUAAGUAAGUAGUAAGGGAAGGUGGGCUUUCUUCAUGAGCUUGAAGGCACUCAUGAUGGCUAUUUCAGCUAGUUCAAGGCUGGACUCUGGUUUGGAUUAUUAAGUUUUGGAGUUUUGACAGUGACUUUAAAUCAAGUCUCCACCCCUCUCAUGUAUGGACACUGAGCAAAAUGAUAGCUAAACGGGACCCCAUGCUCAGAAGCGAUGUACCUCUGAAUACUACUUUUUUGGGGGUGGGAGGCAACAUUGGGGAGGACAGUUUUUUCAUGACUUGAAUGUGUGCUUCACAUGACUUGAAUGUGUGCUGAUUGAUGCUUGGCUAGAUGGGCCUUUGGUCUCAUCCAAGAAAGUUCUGAUGUUUUUUGUCCCUCUGCUUCAGGAGUUACACGGCCCAAGAGCCUCCUUGUCUUCAUUAACCCGGUUGGGGGACGCGGGCGAGCAGUGGAAAUCUACCAGGGUCAGGUGGCCCCACUCUUCACCCUUGCCGGGAUCCAUGUUCAAGUUCUGGGUAAGUCCCAUUUCUCUUGACCAUCACUCUCCUGCUUUCUCUGUGACACGGGCCUCUUCCCCAUUCCCAGUGACAUGACCUCUGACCUUCUCUGCACCUUCCCAGAGACCUGCCAUGCCAACGAGGCUCGUGACUACAUCCUGCAGCAAGACCUCAGUGACUUUGAUGGGUAAGGACUAGCCAGCAUCUAGGAUGGCCACUUUUGCAUCACCAAAAAAGAGGACAAAGGAGAACAUAUAUGUUAAUUUAUACGUAUUGAUUUAGAAAUACUUACAGCUUAAAUAGAAAUAUCAAGGGAAGACUGUGACCUGGUGAUCUGUUUGCCUGUUGAAUCUGCUAUCUAGCUACUAAAUGCCCUCCUCAUUAGCAUUCUUUAUAUUGCCAGACUUGGAAUGGAGAGCUCUUCAAAUUGAGAACUUUCCUCUGUAAAAAAGGACAUAUUGUCACCUUACCUGCAUCUAUGUUCCCUGCUGUCUUGAUGACCCUCAGCAUCCUGCUUUGAGACCCCACUAGAAGUCCACCGACAUUGUGUGCUCAGAUCAAUCUAGGGCAUAAAUUCUAUGGAAUCCAGAGCAAUCUGCUACAAGUGGACACCAGGAGUCCUGCAGAAAAGUGCUUGCAGGCCUUGUGAUGGGUCAGACUGGGCCGUGGCUGUGCUUCUGGGGUGUGUCUGUAGCUGUGGUGGGUCCCAACAGAGGCCCCACAGCAGAGGGGGAGGUCCUGGCCCAGUCGCUGCUGCGGCGCUGAAGAGUGGAGGCCAAACAGCACACACAACAUGACACAACCAUGAUAUUUUUUCAAAUAUUCUACAAAAUAUUUCCAUUCUUCAAGUUUUUUUCCUAUUCUGUUCUUUAAUUCUCACAGUCUAGCCCUCUCAGCACAUUCCAUUAUUUUCAUAAGCCAUUCUUCUUUCCAGUUUUGUUCAUAGACUAUUCUUGCUGCCAUCGUAACAUACAUAAACAAAUUAAACAAUUCCUUCAGAAGCUCUGAUCCAAUUAAACCUAACAGAAAGGCCUCAGGUUUAUUGGAAAUCAUCACUUUAAACAUUUAAAAAAACUCAUUAUACUUCAUUUCCCAAUAACCUUUCGCCUUUCUGCAGGUCCACCACAUAUGAAAAAAGUUCCACCCAACAUUUUACACUGCCAAAAGGUACUUGAUUUACUCUUAUACAUUUUUGCAAUCUUAUACGGUGUUAAGUACCAUCUAUACAUCAUCUUCAUAUCAUUCUUUUUUAAUGUACAGUGGUGCCUUGCAAGACGAAAAGAAUCCGUUCUGCGAGUCUCUUCGUCUUGCGGUUUUUUCGUCUUGCGAAGCAAGCCCAUUAGCGGUUUAGCGGAUUAGCGCUAUUAGCGGCUUAGCGGGCUUAGCGGAUCAGCUGAUAAGCGGCUUAGCGGCUUAGCGGAUCAGCUGAUAAGCGGCUUAGUGGCUUAACGGAUCAGCUGUUAAGCGGCUUAGCGGAUCAGCUGAUAAGCAGCUUAGCGAUCAGCUGUUAAGCGGCUUAGCGGCUUGGGAAAAAGGGGGGGGGAAAGGAAAAAAACCCCGCAGGAACUCGCAAUACAUUUUCGUCUUGCGAAGCAAGCCCAUAGGAAAUUCGUUUUGCGAAGCACCUCCAAAACGGAAAACCCUUUCGUCUAGCGGGUUUUCCGUCUUGCGAGGCAUUCGUCUUGCGGGGCACCACUGUAUAAUAGACUGUAAAUUUUAAUUUAACUUUCCAGAGCUUCUCCCAAGUGGCAAAUUCUAUAUGAUAGCCCUGGUCUCUUGCCUAUUGUAUCAUAACUACCGUAUUUUUCGCUCUAUAACACGCACCUGACCAUAACAUUCACAUAGUUUUUAGAGGAGGAAAACAAGAAAAAAAAUAUUCUGAAUCAAAUGUUAUACUAAAUUAUUUAAUAAACAACCAGUAUAUCAGAAUCAUAUUACAACCAUGUAAAGUGAACAGCAGUCAACAGUGGCAUUAAGAAACAUCAUCACUGUCAUUAACAAAUGAAGAGAGAAUUUAGCUGCAGUCUGUGAGAUGGGGCUUACCUGUACGUGCCCCCCCCCAAUAUUUUAUUGAAGUUGGGAGGGAGGGAAGGAAGAGAGAUGGAGAGCUCACAUUUGUCCUAGGCAAAGCAGCCAACUCCUAUGGGCCUAGGUGCCUUCACCCCCCAUUAAAUAUUUGAGGGAGUCAUCCCCCACCCCUCAUUGUGGUAUGUGAGGUGGGGCUUACCUGGCCGCCCCCCAAUAUUUUUUGAAGUUAGAAGAGGGAGGGAGGGAGGGAAGGAAGGAAGAGAGAGGGGGAGCUCACAUUUGUGCAGCUGCCUUGCCUCGCUGGAACCGGAGCAAAAAAGAGGAGGAGACGCAGGGGCAGGAGCCUUGUAAGCCGCUUUGCUUGAAUUUACCAGUGAGGUGCUGGGGGAGGGACCGAAGGGGAUGCCCUCUUUGUCCCUCCUUCCGGCUUAUUGUAAAGAAAGCAGAGUAAGCGGCUCUCCCUUUCCUUGAAUUACAGUCAGCCCAUCAGACUAUAAAGUCACCUCGCCAAAAAGCCAUAGAGCAGGCAGACACGCUGCGUGCACCUCUUGUUUGAAAGACUGCUGAGCAGAGUGUCAGCAGCUCUUGCCGGCUUCCCAGCGAGCCGGAGGAAGGGAGGUUGCUUUCCUUCUCCCGCCUCGCCGAAAAGCCAGCAAGAGCGGCUCCUCCCGCCUGCAUUCGCUCCAUAACGCGCACACACAUUUCCCUUUACCUUUUUUUUUGGGGGGGGGAGUGCGUGUUAUGGAGCGAAAAAUACGGCACUUUAACCAUUUUGUCCUUUCCAUUCCAGAAGUAUUCUAUACAUUUUCAAAAUUAACUUCUCAUAUUUGUCUAACAAAUUCAUAUCAAACUCUGUUCUACAGUAAGAAAACCCAUUCACCAAGUCCUUUACAAGUACUUCAUUCACUUGGUAAUAUUUAAAACAGUCAGAUACCCAUUCCCGAAUACAAUCUAUUUUUUUUUGUAACUUGAUACAUUCCCCCCCAUAUUUAAUCCCAUCAUGGACCUUUCCACUUGGGAACCACAAGGGAGGUUCUCUCAGUGCCUAAUGUAAUCUACCUCAUUUCUCCACAGACUGGUGAGUGUGGGGGGCGAUGGCACCUUUAAUGAGCUAAUGCACGCCUUGAUUAACCGGACACAGCAAAAAGCCGGGGGAUCAGAGAAUGACAUUGAUGCAGAACUCUUGUCCCCAAGGCUUCGUAUUGGCAUCAUACCCGCAGGUGAGUAUAUGGGCCCUGGGUGCUUGAGAGAAAGAGUGUUUGGGAUUGAGGACCUGCAAGAUAGCAAGCACCUGUGGGCACCCAGUGCUUUCAGAUGGUCCUCUUAGUGCCUGCCAGGCCACUGUGAGAACAGGAUACUUCAAUACGACAGGCCUUGGGUCUGAUCCAGCAGGCCUCUUAUGUUCUUGAGAUUUGGCUCUGCUCAUCUGAAGAUGCAGGAAAAAGUAAGGUGUAUUUCCAGGGGUUUUUUUUGCAGCCAGGUAAUGUCAUAAUAACUAUUUAAAUAAUAAUAAUUUAUUAUUUGUACCCCGCCCAUCUGACUGGGUUGCCCCAGCCAGUCUGGGUAGUAAUCUGUUGCUCUCCAUUUCUACCUCAGGUUCUACAGACUGCAUCUGUUUUGCAACUGUGGGAACAAACGACCCCAUCACCUCUGCUCUGCACAUUGUUAUAGGUACUGAUUUCCCCUUUCCUACCCAUUUAUUCCAUGGCUCAUGGCAUUCAACUCUUGAGAGAUGGAGUAUUGACACAUCUCAGCUGGGAACUUUGCAAGGCUGGGUUGGGGAAGCAAAUCCUCCCGGGUUUGAGGAACCCCCCACCCCCACUAAAGUAAAAAAGUUGGGAGGCCAACUGAUAGAUGAGCAGGGUUAGCACAGAAGAUAAGGACAUCCUUUUGGAGGCCCUUAGCCUUUGCAAAUGAUACUGUAGAUCUCGGCUACUGUGUUCCAGUAAUUGCUGAGGAAUGCAAACAGAGAUCUGUACCUUGGUAAAUAUAGAUGCUACUUCUUUUUCUGAUGGAAAAUGUGUAGCAGAACACAAUACUGGGUGGUGGAACUUAUAUAUAAUCUGGAACCUUGGUGGCCUUUUUCUGUUUUCUAGGGGACAGCCAACCUAUGGAUGUCUGCAGCAUUUGGCACAAUGGAAAGCUUCUACGUUAUUCAGUCUCACUGGUUGGCUAUGGCUUCUAUGGUGAUGUAGUGAGCACCAGUGAGAAGUACCGUUGGAUGGGCCCGAUGCGCUACACCUAUGCCGGUAUGCAGGGGAAGGAAUCCACUGUGAUAAGCUGAACAAUGAUGCCCAACUGACAGAGGGAGCAUGUACACUGAAUAUCUGGACCAGCCCACUAAAAUCCUCUUUCCUAGGCUUGACAGGGCUCUCUGGCUUGGGGCAGGGGACAAGGAUAGGCCUGGCCAGCAGUAAGAUGAACCUUAUUGCCUUAUAACCAGGGAAUGUGGUACCUUUGAAUUACGAGUGUCUCCGUUUAUGAAAUAGUGUUAACUGUAAACUUGAUGGAUAAUUUGCAUGAUGUAAAUUUGGCCCCUUUUUUGAGGUACAUUUUCUCUUUAUAGUUGUACUUAUUGAUUUUCCCAUAGUAGUUUGCACAGCCUCCCGUUGGCAUGAAGAGUGGCAGGAGAACCAUUGCCAAGACAAGGAAGCUACCCAGAAGCGGCAGUCUCAUAAUUUACAGUGAAGAAUUGGCCUAGCCAGAGGAGCAGCAUGGGAAGGAGGAAGGCGGCCGGAAGUGGCAGCCAGCUAACCUGGUAAUCUGCCCCUGGUCCAGAUAAGGCAGUGGUGGCAGCGCCAGAAGAUUUCAGGCUGGCCAGACAGCACUUCCAGCCUCCUUCCUUUGCUCCUCCUCUUGCCAGACCAACUCUUCCUCCCACUCGGCUGUGGUGGCAGCAUGAGGUGGGAAGGUAAGGGGUUCAUUUGGGGAGGAGGAUGUGGGGUUUGGCAAGGUCUAGGGGGAGUGAGGGUGGGAGGAUUGGUGACAACCAAGGAGCUGGGGGAAGGCAGGGUUGGCAAGCAAAGCAAGCCAGAGCACAGUCCUUGGUAUUUAAAGAAAAGCUGAGAUUGUUAGGAUUAUGUAUCAGUUAUUAGAAUCUGCUCUGAAGUGCUGCAGGCUGCCAGUCAAUUGAAAGCAACUCUCUCCCUGUUCUCUCCAGGAGCCAAGGCACUGCUGAGGAACUGCAGCUAUGAAGGCACCGUGGAAUUCCAAGUGGCCAGAACGGAGGAGGCAAACCCAAGGGACCAAACACGCUGCCGCUCUGGGUAGGUGGAAGUUUGACAGUUGGCUUUACAAUAAAGACAGAGGCUGGAAUCAGAAGUGACACCACCCCUCUCUUUCAGGUGUGUGGUCUGUUCAGAGUCUAGCAAACAGUUACCGGCUGGGACAGAGGAAGAAAACCUUUCAGAACCGGAGCAGCACAUAGGUGAGAGAACUAGACAUUGAGACUGAUACUCAGCCAACUGGCUGGGGCUAGAUCUGGCUCAGUUCCUUCAUAUGCUUUCCUGUAAACUGAAGCUGCUCUAGGGUCUGGGCAUAGAAGCCACGUGCCCUGGAUCCUACUUUAUUUUUAAAAUUCAGCUGCACCCUCUUGUACCAGAACCAUAUAUGGGUGUGACAUGCAAAUGUGAGACAAUGAUCUGAUUAUAUGCAUGAAUUCCAUAGGAUUGAACAGAUUAGAAAUUCUAACUUUACUGUCACAUGUUUUUAAGCAGAAUUCAGUACUUCUUUGUCCCCGUUCCCCCAUUUUAAAUGUAUGAACAGCAUCUACAGAGGCCUCAGAAACAAGAGAGACAUUUGCCCUGAUCCAGCACGCUUCCAUGAGUGGGCACGUAUCAUGUGUGAAUGUGUAUGUUGCCUCUGUGCAUCUCGCGACACAUCUAUGCCUGCCGCUAGUUGUAUGCAACCAGAGCUGGCUUUGGAAUUUUCCUGAGAAUAUCCACUUACCUUUUAAAAAUAUUUUUUAAAAACAGGUUUCUUCUCCUUAUAACUGCAAAGUAUAUAAAAUAAUUUACAUAGUGCUUUUAAAUAUUCAAGGCACUUCACUUACUCAGGUGUUGCCAGCCUUUUUGGGCUUGUGGGCACAUUCGCAAAAUAGAGAAACCACACACAUACCACUAAUAAGCACACACUGCAAACUAUUCUAUGGGAUACCUAAUUUUUUUGAAGAUGGGGGAGGGGGAGAGACCCUGCAGGUGCCAGGGAUGGCCUAUGAACGGUGUGUUCAGGGGCUGCCAGUAUAUCAGCUGCAGGUGUACAUAUGCAAAAUAUUUAUACCCACUUUUUAUCCAGAAAGGUUCCUAGAACAGCAUCCAGAUAAAUAAAAAACAGUAUACAGUGGUACCUCGGGUUACAUACGCUUCAGGUUACAUACACUUCAGGUUACAGACUCUGCUAACCCAGAAAUUGUACCUCGGGUUAAGAACUUUGCUUCAGGUUGAGAACAGAAAUCGUGCUCCGGCAGCAGCGGGAGGCCCCAUUAGCUAAAGUGGUGCUUCAGGUUAACAGUUUCAGGUUAAGAACGGACCUCCGGAAUGAAUUAAGUACUUAACCCGAGGUACCACUGUACUAAGCUAUGCCAGCUCUUUGCAUUUUCAAAGUGCACAAGCAGUGACUGCUCAAGAAUUACAAGCUAGAAAGGUGACUGAAUAUGAAAAAUGCAGCACUAGAAAAUGUGCACAUAAGCAUAACUACAACAGUGAGGCUUUCAAGGUAAAAAAAAAGUUGGCUUUGCUGAGUAUAGAGUUUUGCAUUUUUCCCCUGUUUUGGAAUAUGCAGACACCAGGUGAUGCCCCAAGCCCCAUGUCUCACUGCAGUGGCCAGAUCUGAUUCAAGAAAGUGUUCUUUUUCAUCUUGCAUCUGAGCAGAAAGCUUUAUCAUAGCUACAUUUCCCACUUCUUAAGCCAAAAGCUGUGCAUGCCCAGGAACUGUCUGCCAUGCCAAUGUUAAAAACCCAAAGCCUUUUUCUCAUAAAAGGAAUGUCAUGGCAAAAUGCAUAUGGCAUUCUAUCCCUGAUUCAUAUCUCAUCUCAACCACAAAUUUGUCGGGUGGCCUUAAGCAAGCUGCCAUCUCCUGCAUUCAUGCAUCCUACUUACAGCAGGGAAGACUAGUUCUGGCCUACUUUACAAAAUCGUAAAAAUUACUAAGCUAAUGAAUGUUUAAAGCACUGUGGAUCCUAAAGUACUAUAGAGGUGCUAUUAUUACACACAGAAUAGUCUUCUAGGGCUGUGUAGCCACCCUGUUAAUUUCCAGGCGCAGGUGUCACAGCACUGUGAGGCAAGGAAUGGCCAGAGUGAGGAAUCAACUCUUUAUUGUCAAAAAUACACUUACAAUUUAGGGAAAGGCAGGUCUAUCAGGCCUACAUCUCUCAGCUAUUCCUAGGUGUGCACCCAAUGAGGCAGUUGGCACAACAGAGAAGCUCCACCCCCAGCCUCAGUUUAUGGAUCUUCCCCACCUGAGCUGCACAUAGGCAGGUGAAGACUCCACCUGCAGGCAACCUGUUUCUGCUUCUCCCUCUUCAAUCCUCUCCUGGUGCUGGGAGCCAGUGGAGCAGCAGGAGGAGGUGUGGAAGCCCUGGACUCUACACUAGCCUAACCUCCCUCUCCUCUUGCAACUGUUCUACGUUCUCCGUUCCUGCAGCUCCUGCUGCCUCUGCCUCUCUGCCUCCCUCAGAUCCCUUCUUCCCAGUCAGUCUCCAACACCCCUUCCUCUGGUGUGUACUCAUCAGAAUCCAGCCAGUCCCUCACAUCAGGAUAGACUAUAUAGACCCUGCACUGGCCACCUCACUUGCAACAACCACUUAGAGGUUUUCUCUACAAUCAAGCAGUGUAUAAAUUUUAUGAAACCAAAAACAUGUCUUCUAUUUCAUUGGGAGACCUCAAAAGCAAACCCAGAUUGUCAUCUCCCUGUUCCUGUAAAUGCACUGAAUUAAACUGGUUUGAGAUGCUUGCCUUUGUUUGGGGCAGAAUGUGGUAGAGAAACACAGAAGGGAAUCCCUAGGUCUGAGCAAAGUUUGCAACCUCAAAUAGGAAUUAAUUGCCUGCUCUAGGCUAAUGGGCAUUGUUGCUGUCUUUAAUCUCCCACCAUCAGGAUUUACUGAGCCAGGGCUUAGCCCUGGAAAUAGCUUUUAAAUGCCAGUGCUUGGCUGCAGCACAUGGGAAGUUGUACUGAAGGAGGGAGUUCCUCACCUUCACUUCCGCGCAACAAACUGCUGCUGCCACAGGGCUGUCAGGAGUCUUGCACCCUAGAAAAAACAUUUUUCAAACAGGCUGUCCAAUCAGCUGCUUUGUCCCAGCUAAAGCUGCCCAGGAUAACCUCUCUCCUCUUCCACCUCCCCCCCCCCCCAGAUGGCGAAUGGCAGCAGGUUCAGGGUCGUUUCCUGGCUGUCAACUUGACCUCCAUGAGCAGUGCCUGCCCCAAGAGCCCGGAGGGACUCUCCCCCUGUGCUCAUCUGGCUGACGGUACAGCAGACCUCAUCCUGGUGCAUGAAUGCUCAGCACUCUCCUUCUUGCGACACUUGACUCGGCACACCAAUGGCUCAGACCAGGUAUGGAGAAAGCCUCUGCCUCCCCUGCCCUUGUCUCCCCACAGAGCUGGGGGCAGAACCUAAAAGGCCACGCCUCUUUCUGACAACCGCAAUUCUGCCCAUGUAGAUGCAGUUACAACUAUGAAAACUCAAAUAUGCGUGAAACUCAGCACCCUGUACAACAGGCAUAUAUUUAUUCCUGCUUCAGAACUGAAGCCCCCUAUUUGACACUGGAGGUCAACUCUUUAUUUUAGAAUUUGAACAUCUUUUGAGGCAAAGUCUGAAGCCCCUGGUGGAGGGUUGAAGUGGUAGGGGGUACAGAAAGGGGCUUGAACACAUUAAACUGGCAGUUGGAAAUCCUGUCGGAAUAUAACCUGAACACAGGAGACUUUUCUAGGCAACUACAUUGUCCUGUCUUAAGCAAAAUGAGGAGAACUAUGCCGUCAGAUCCAGGGGACACCUUUCCUUAACAGCCCCUCCGACGAUUUCUUUCAUCUUGGGCCCCCGGGCCCUCCUCUCUUUAGUUAACAAAGAACAUCCUCCAUGCAUUUAAAUGGUGAGGCCACGGAGGCUUAGAGUGGGGCUCUGCUCUCGUGGCACCACUGCCCAACUUAGGUUGGUAAACACACAGGAUUGGGCCUUUUCCAUAGUGGCACAAAGGCUUCGGAUCAUCUUCAUCCGAAAGGUAUGCUUGGUCCCUUUCCAUCUAUUGCUAGGGGAUGGUGAAAGCUAGUUUUCUUCUGGGCUUCUAAAAGUGGCUGAAUUGUUCCGGUCAUGAUACUCCUCCUUCUGGUAUUUUAUUCCACUGCAGUGCCUUGAAUUGACACGAUUGUGUUUUCUUACAUAUUCUGCAUGUAACUUUGGGGGCUCCCAGGUCAAAAGGCAGUAUUUUAAAUAAGGGGAGGAGCCACAGUUCUCCUUCAGUGCAUGCGCUUUUGCACGAAGAGCAGCCGAGGAAAUGCAAAAGGCACAUUGGGUAUUAAGAGUUGCAAAAUGCCACCUGCCUACUGCUAGUCUGCCUUGGGCUGAAAGGACGACUGCUCUGACAGUAGAAGGCAGCUUCAUACAGAGCUCUGCUUAAAGCCGCAAACGCUUGAGUCAGAGCUGGAGAGGUUAAGACUCCUUCUGGUAAUGCCAUGAGCUUCAGAGAUCAGAGGGUUUAAAAAAAACCCUUAAAUGUGCUUUUCAGUUUGACCUGCCUUUUGUGAGUGUGUACCGGGUCCGGGCUAUUCGUUUCACCUCAAAAGUGGAAGACCAUAAGGAUGGAGAACCGGUUGUACGACGACGCAAGGGGCUGUGUGGGGGGCAGUGUCAGGAAGAACCACCCACCAGCUGCUGGACCUGCGACGGUGAGACCCUGCAACAUACCGACAUCAGCGUCAGGUAGGUUGUCUGGAUAGUUGUGGCAAAUAUUCUUCUGCUGUACUUCAGGGGCACAGGUGUUAGUAGAGCAAUCUACAGACAGCACUUAGAAGCUUGUGAAAGAGACUUCAGUGCCACACAGACAUAGACAGAAGUAUCAGAGCAACAGCAUGUGAUCAGAACUGGGACUGGCAGGUUAAGAACCAGUAAAAAGCUUACUGUGGCCCUUCCACAAAGUGUAGCCUAGUCAAGCACAGGCAUGGAAGUUGCCAAAGAUGCUUAGGGAACUGGACAGCUGUUAUACAGCAGUCUUCCUUCUAUCCGGUAGUGCCGCUAAUGACUCUCUCUGCCUUUCUCUCCACAGAGUCCAUGGGAGGCUCAUCCAUCUCUUUGCCCGUGGCAUCGAACAGGCACCCUGUAGGCUUCCUGCUGAUCCAAGAGAGGGUCAAAGCUAAAUGACAGCGCAGCCUGUGACUGCUGCUAAGAAUCCACAAGGCCAUGAACACUGAGGAGCCACUGCCUAAGCAUUGUUGGGGAAUAAAUUCCAGACUGGUAUCUCAGGACCUGUGAGUAACAGUGCAGCUCCAGAGAAACUGUAACCAGACACUGCUGCUCCACGUUCAGGUUUGCAGAAGUGCCACCUCACACCUGCCAUUUUAGGGUGCUGACCCUGGAGAGGAACAGCCCAUGGUGCUCUGCCUGCUGUGCAGAUACCAAACCCCAGUGUCCUCCUGGUCCUCAUCACACUGGAAAUCAGCUGGCAGAAUAAAUGAAUAUCUAGCUCAGCAGUGCAGAACCUCUGACCUGUGGGCCAAAUUUAGUCUGCCAGGCUACUUCCCCCAAACCACCCCUCCCUGCCCAUUUGUUCAUAGACAGAAGUGGUUUUUGAGUCCCCCCUCAAGCCACUUGAAAUAAAUGCAAGGACCACGGUCUCCUUAUAACAACUUCCAUUUACAUACCAGCAUCAUAUAUAAAACUGAGAAGCAGUUUGAACAGGAAUGUAACAAGUAAUGCAGCAAAAGCAGAGCUAGUGCAAUUGAAAGAGCAGCUUGUGUAGCUGAACAGAGGGCAAGGGUGCUGCCUCCUGCGCCACCACAGACUUCCCCCAUAGAAAGGAGCAGAAGUUGAAAUGGGACAUCUGGCCCAGCUGCAGCCAGCAGUCUAAGAAGGAGCGAAACUAAAGAGGCAGAGCCCACAGUAGAGAAGAUGACAAGGCCCACACCUAAGCGCAGUGGAUGCUGGAGGAGUGCACUGGUGUCCAGGGCCAGCAGGUGGUCCUAGGACAAAAACCACGUUUUUCAGGUGUAGGCAGCAGGAGUUGGGGCAGAGAUCCCUUUGCCCAGCCCUGGUCAGCUUGGCUUCUGCAGCGAAGAGCAGCUGUCACCCCUUCAUACAAGCUACCCAGUUGGAGGUCACAGCUUGUGAGGAUUGACCCAGCGGUAGGUGCCUUCAUACUGGAACCCCACCUUCUUCAUCAGCUCAUCUGCCUCGGCGGGGCCACGGCUAGAAAGGAAAAAGGCUCCCCGUUAGUAAUUCUGGUUGCAGCCAAUAGCGAAACCAUCUGAAUGCUUUAGGGUGAAGUAUACUCUGUGGAUAUGAGCUGAAUUUGUAAUGUAAAAGUUUUUCUAAGUUGGUUUUGAUGCUGUAUGGAUGAAUGCAUACAAGACUUAACAUAUACAGUGGUACCUCCGGUUGCGGACGGGAUCCAUUCCAGAGGUCUGGCCGGAUCCCGCGUUUUUCGCAACUGGAGAGACUGCUUCUGCGCAAGCAUGUGGGGGAAAAACCCAGAAAUAUACUUCUGGGUUUGCCACUUACGUAUCCCGAAGUUUACGGAACCAGAGGGAUACAUAAGCAGAGGUACGACUGUAUACAUGUAUUUGUCUUGGAAGACACUUUGUGUUUGGUAGUUGUUUUUACAAUUUUCAAUGAAGUUGGUUUAAAAAAAAGUAAUGCUGGAUGCAGUUGUUUCCUACUCAUGGCUUUUUACAUCUAUAGGCCAAAUGCAAUUGUCUCCAUCCCUGAAACAGCAUAGCAGCAGCAUUGAUUAUGAUCAAAAGUUGACCAGAAUCCUUUUUUUUCCAUUUUCAGACAUAAGUACAUAAGUAUAUAAGUACUAAAUACUACCCCCCUUUGCUGAUUUCUGGGUAUCAUACUCACUUAGAUUAGCACCCCACAUCAACUAUAAACAUGCACUCAAAACACAGGUAAGUGUAGAAGUGCAGAUGGCAGCUCCCUUUCCCAAUGUACUAAUUAACUGAGCCAGGAUGCCUGGAAUUCUGCCAUUGUCUCUACCAUUGGACCAGCUCUCCUCCCAAGCCACUGUGCAGUUCCCACCAUCUGGGUAUCACUUAGACUGGGGAUCCAAGAAAGUUCACCAUGCAUUACAACAAUCACAUUGGAGAAUAUAUUUUCCGCUCAGUUCUGCUCAAUUUGUAGGGUGGACAGUACCACAAGGCCACUCCCAGAGCCCCCACCGCACCCCACUACCCAAAGCCCAGUAAGCAAGGAAAGCCUGCUGGGGGUGCAAAAGCGAGGGGAGAAGAAAUAAAUGGACAGGAGGGAAUGGUGGGGGUUCCCCACUCUUUAUUUAUUUAUUCCUCCUCCCGUGUAAAGUUGUGGUAGUGUAAGUAAAGUGAAUGUAAGUCGCAGUCCCACUGUUUCUAUUAACCAAAUAAAAUUAAUUUGGUCAAAUCUUAACACAAACUGGAUUAAUUUUAAUCAAGUUCAUAUAUAAUAAAAGAGCAUAUAAAAACACAAGCUCUGAGACCCUUAACACAAUUUGAAAAAUUUAUUCUGCAUAAUGGGUAGAGGGGAGAAAGGAUUAGUUUCUAAAUAGUACCUUAUAUUGCUUAAUGUAACUUAAAGACCUACGGAACCCCUUAAAAAGAUAGGGGAACUAUAUAUUGGCACACAAAUUCUUUCCAAGGAUUGGAAUAAAAUAUGGGUGUUGUGACCCAUAUUGUGAGGGAUAUCACACUCCUUGCAAAUGUCAAAAAUGUUUUGUUUUGUGUUACCUGAUGGUUGGAGGGGUUGCAAUAAGCUUGGUACAUUUAUGUUGGAAAUGUAAAUUGAUGCAAGGUUUUUGGAAUUUAAUUUUGACAGAAAUGAUUAAUAUUACUAACAAAACUAUUGUUGUCCAAAAGUAACAUUACUGAAUAUUUUUUAUGAUACUGAUGUAGAUAUAUUGUCAAAAGAAUUGGUCUUAUAUGUUGUUGGCAGCUCGAAUAAUAAUUGCAACUCAACGGAAAACAGUCCCAAACCUUACACUGGAUUCUGUUAUCACUCAUUCUGGAAUGUGGCCAUAAUGGAGGAAAUUAUCCAUCACUUCAGAUUUCAGCAGGGAAUAGAACCUCCAGACACUUUUAAUAUGAUUUUGCCUUCUAUACAGUAAAAACAUGGUUUUCAAGAUGACCCUCGUCACAAACCCGGCAAAUCUGGAACUAGAUUGAUAACACUAAUAGUUUUCACUUAGACUCUGUUAUCUUAACCCAGAAUGUGCAACUGUCCUCAUUCUACAUAUCUAUUAUAUAGUUUUGUUCUCCAUGUGUUAAUUUUCACAUGUUGUUACAAUUGCUCUGUCUGUUUUAUAUACACGUAAGAC
Molecule: messenger RNA, 36976 nt
Organism: Podarcis lilfordi (Lilford's wall lizard)
Lineage: Eukaryota; Metazoa; Chordata; Lepidosauria; Squamata; Lacertidae
Source: the annotation of a GenBank genome assembly